AUGGGAAAACCAGGCUUGAACUUGUCUCAACUGGGCCUUUCACCAAAGCAAGAACAAACGCCUUUUGCCAACUUUUCAAAAUAUGUUGAUCCUUCUGGUAAACUUAAUUUCGCUGGAAAAGCCAUCAUUCAUGCAGAUGGAGUUGACUUUAGCAACGGCAACAGUUUUACGAUUAAAAUGGAUGAUUUAAUAUUAGAAGAAGAACUCGGCAAAGGACAAUAUGGCACAGUGCGAAAAGUGAAGCAUAGGGUUACUAAUGUUACUAUGGCUAUGAAGGAAAUACGCUUAGAACUAGAUGAAACCAAACUACAUCAAAUAUUAAUGGAAUUAGAUAUUUUGCAUAAAAGCUCAGGCGAAUACAUUGUAGAAUUUUAUGGAGCAUUCUUUAUUGAGUCUUGUGUAUAUUAUUGUAUGGAAUAUAUGGAUGCUGGCUCACUUGAUAAGCUAUAUGGAGAUGGUGUCCCUGAAGAAGUAUUGGCAAAGAUUGCUAUAUCUAUGGUCGAAGGAUUAAAGUUUCUCAAGGACGAACUCUCUAUCAUUCAUAGAGAUGUUAAGCCUACCAAUGUACUGGCUAAUAGACAGGGACAAGUCAAACUAUGUGACUUUGGUGUAUCAGGCCAAUUGGAGAAAUCGUUGGCAAAAACCAAUAUUGGCUGUCAAAGCUAUAUGGCUCCUGAACGUAUUAAAGCAGCUAAUACAUACUCAGUCUCAUCAGAUGUUUGGUCAUUGGGUAUCUCACUUGUCGAAAUGGCUAUUGGUCGUUAUCCUUACAAAUAUGACAAUAUGUUUGCUCAACUGAAGGCUAUCAUUGACGAUGAGCCUCCCGCUUUACCUUCAGAGACUUUCUCUACUGAAGCAUGUGACUUUGUAGCAGCCUGUCUUCAAAAAGAUCCCAAUAAGAGACCAACCUAUGCAGAUCUUUUAGAACAUCCAUUUAUCAAAAAGUAUGAAGCAGUAGAUGUGGAUAUGGCAAAAUGGGCUCAAGAUGCUUAUGAAGCAAGAGUACAAGCAUAA
Molecule: messenger RNA, 1014 nt
Organism: Rhizopus microsporus ATCC 52813
Lineage: Eukaryota; Fungi; Mucoromycota; Mucoromycetes; Mucorales; Rhizopodaceae
Product: MAP kinase
Exons: 6
Coding region: 1-1014 (337 amino acids)
Biological process (GO): cellular hyperosmotic response; protein phosphorylation; MAPK cascade
Molecular function (GO): ATP binding; MAP kinase kinase activity
Source: RefSeq, a predicted model, not a curated record